Vigna unguiculata (cowpea) is the source of this 727-nucleotide messenger RNA. RefSeq lists its product as uncharacterized. Lineage: Eukaryota; Viridiplantae; Streptophyta; Magnoliopsida; Fabales; Fabaceae. The record is from RefSeq and is a predicted model, not a curated record.
UAUAAAUAAUCAUGGUCAUCCUCCUUUUCUUUUGCUCUGGAUAACAUUUCUUGUGCUUAAUUAUGAGGAAGCAUUUGAGAGAGAAUUCCGAUAUGGAGAGAAAAGAAAAAGAAAAGAAGAAAGCCAAACAGCCUUCAGUGAUUGAUAGAAUUGAAAUCCAGGAGUUGGAAUGCCUCUCUCAGGACUUGGAAUACAUCUCUAAGCAAUUGGGAUACGAAUUGAAAGACUUCUCCGAGAAAUUGGAACGAGUCUCUAAGGGAUUGGAAUACGAAUCUAAGGUAUUGGAAGACUUCUCUAAGAGAUCGAAAUACAAUGUCAGAAUAAAUCAACUUGAUGUUGAAGCAGAGCUUGCGAAAGCAGAUAGAGAACAGGACAAGAUCUCUCACAUGAACAGAGUAUUGAUGAAUAUAAAAUCAUUUAUACCAAAAAUGACAAAGAUCCUUGAGGAUAAGGACGCUGGUAAGAGGAUAGAAGAACGUCAAGAUGUCUCCAGUUUCAAGAUAAAAGAGGAGAGGGAGGAAAUAAAAGAAGGUAAAGAUGUCUCAAAUUUCAAGAUAAAAGAGGAGACAUAGAAGAUAAAAGAAGGUUAAGAUAAUCUCAAGUUCAAUAAGUCUUUGUUAUUCUGCAUCUUAUAUUUUUAGCAUUUAUUGUUCUUCUUUGUUAUUCUGAUGUUUUGUUAGAACUGAUAUUUUUUAUUUGGGUAUGUUAUCUAUUUAAACAAAGUUAA